Messenger RNA from Zychaea mexicana, 708 nucleotides. RefSeq lists its product as uncharacterized. The coding region runs from base 1 to 708 and encodes 235 amino acids. The record is from RefSeq and is a predicted model, not a curated record. The transcript is spliced from 3 exons. Lineage: Eukaryota; Fungi; Mucoromycota; Mucoromycetes; Mucorales; Lichtheimiaceae.
AUGGAAAAUGAGAUAUAUAUUUAUAGGAACUUCCUACAUUCUUUUAGCAUUGAUAAACUCCCCUACCAAGAAAUUGCGCCCGAGAUCAAAGAAACCGAACUAUGUCAUCGAUUUAUUGAUCCCUUUUUAUCCGCAUUAUUUGACGAACCUGAUAAUGGUGUCUUGUUCAGGUGCACUACAAAUCAAGAGGCUAAAGAAACACCAUCAAAAGCCUCCAUUUCAAAUCAGCGGCCGGAUUCUUGUGUAACAGAGAUGAAUGGCCUUCAUUUUGGUCACUCAUUGGGAUAUGUUGAAGUGAAACCAGCUUCAGAAGCUGGAAACCAAUAUGGCAUAUCAAAAGAUUUGAUUCGAUUGUGCUUAUUAACAAAAAACUUUUUGGAUGCGUUUGGAUUGAAAGCUUCUUUAAGCAUUCAACUAGUGAAUCAUAAGGCGAAUAUUCUGUUAAACAAACUUGAAGCUGAUGGUUUUUAUGUAUGUACCGAAUUUGCCGCUACUAUCCCAAAUUCCAUUGAACAUCUUGGUGCUUUUCCAAGCUAUUUCGAUGAUCUUAUAGCCAUAUUGCAUUGUUUUAGAAAGUGGUGCGUGCCCAUGAAACCAAACGAAAAUACUAUGAUGUAUACGAAACGUCGUCCAUCUUUGCCGGACGAACAAUUUAAUAUGAUAUCUCCUUCAAGAUCCAACAAACGAAGAGCGGUUACCAUGCCAUAG